Medicago truncatula (barrel medic) is the source of this 756-nucleotide messenger RNA. RefSeq lists its product as uncharacterized. The transcript is spliced from 3 exons. The record is from RefSeq and is a predicted model, not a curated record. NCBI's taxonomy places the organism in Eukaryota, Viridiplantae, Streptophyta, Magnoliopsida, Fabales, Fabaceae. The coding region runs from base 136 to 756 and encodes 206 amino acids. Gene Ontology annotation, cellular component: nucleus. Gene Ontology annotation, biological process: DNA replication. Gene Ontology annotation, molecular function: DNA binding.
UUUGUAACAAACUUCAGAAAAGUGGGGAUAUAUAUCGAAAAUCCAUUCAAAACCCUAUUAUCAGUUUUCUGCUCAAACUCAUAAACCCCUCACACACCUUUUACUCUUUUCCUUCAAAGUUUAUACCUUUCCUUCAUGGAUCCUCUUACCCUAAAAAAGAUGAAGUCCCUUGCGAUUGAUGUGGAGACUACUUCCCAAGAGAAAUAUAAAUCGACUUUCUCAGAUGUCAAUUUGACCUCUAAUGCUAUCCAUGACAUACUCUUCGUUCACAAAGAAGGCACACUAAAAGGAGAGAAGCCUUAUAUGCUUAUGCAAAUUUUACAUAUUGUAAAUUUCCCGAUAACCGAAGGACUAUGUAACAAACCUCAUUUACUCUUAUGGGAUGGUCAAAAUGCACACUAUGCCUUGUUGAGUGUAUCGCUCUCAAGAACAUACCUUCGAGAAGGGUACCGUGUUGGGUCAAUUGUAAGGUUGAUGCAGUAUUGUUGCAGAACUUUGGACAGUGGAGACAAAAUUAUCGUUGUUCUUAAAAUGAACAUGAUGAAGGCCGAUGCCAUGGUCGUAGGAGACCCCCCAAACGCAGAGGACAUCCGUUUACCUAACUAUUCUUUUUCUCGUCCUCCCAUUCCUCUGAAACGACGACUUUCUCCGAUUCUAGGUGGCUAUCAAUUGGAAUAUGGUGAAAGCAGCAACACAAGAAGUGAUGAUCAAUAUUCUUUCAAAAAAAUGAAAAUAAGGAGGUGCAGGUCAAUAUGA